GUACCCCGGUGUGUCCUACCUGUUAGAUUGGCAUCUCCAAGUUCAUCUUGAACCAUCAAAUCUGUUCAAUACUUCUGAUUGACGUUGGAAAUGGAGAUUUGUGUCUAUACCCAGUAUGUUUGGGCAACCAUCAUCGGAAAUUUGUGUAGGCUCUGAUAAAUCUACGAAGAGUAAUUCGGGAGCAUACCUGGCGACAGAUAUCUGGGGAGCUUCAGUGGGUAGAUACCGAAAAGCAAAGCUACCCCUGACCACUGUUUUAAACUGGGGUAACUAAUGAGAAUAGCUAGAAUCACCAGUGACCAGAGCUUAUAAGUUCGUCUACCGAGCCAGCGAGCCUAGCACUGUAGCUGGUAGGUAUCUGACCGUUCCGAAGGAUGAGCUACAAAAGAUACAAUGUUAUAAAUUAUCACAACUAAAAAUUUCUACUAUGGAAUCUGCAAAAGCUACAGCGUGAAUUUAUUUUCAAAUUAACACUUGAAGAGAGUUCUUCUGGACGGGAUUUACUCGGGAUUCAAUAAAUAUUUAUGAACCACCUACAUACAGAAAGCACAGCAGACACGGGUCUUACACCAAUAUUAAUUUGUGGGUUGAAUAUUUUGACCCUCUAGCCAGUGCUAAGCCAGUCAUGAUGGCAACACAUCGCCAUGAGUAUCGUCAGUGGCCAUUUCUUACGGAAGAAGAGUUUGAGCUCGCCUGCGCGUUUCUUGAUCGAAGAUAUUGUCGAGCAUCAUUAGGGCCCGCAAGGAAGAACCUCAAGCUGUCCAUGGGACGUACAGCAACUACUGGGUCAUGCUAUAUUGAAAUCAUUCGAUUGAUUCAUCCACCACAAGAUGAUGAUGAUCUAUUACUUGCUCUUCGCAAUUUGAGUAGUGGUUAUGCUCCAAGUUCUGCUCCGAGUCAAGAGGUGGAUAUGAUGGAUGAGGAUGAAGACGACGAGGUACUGCGUAUAAACAAGUCUUCGACACUGGGGAGUGAUGCCAUCUCCCGAUACAGUCUAUAUUCUCACCAGCCUUACGUUACUUAUGAGAUUCACCUACAUCCCACUUAUAGAAUACCGACUUUGUGGUUUACGCUUCACGAGUUACCAAAUGAUGAGCCUGCGUUUGACAUAAAUACUGUUUAUCGACAUCUCGUACCAGAAGAGUACAAGAGUGAACUUCGAGCAAUGGGAGUUAUGGGUGGAAUUUCCGCUGCUCCGCACCCCAUCACAGAUGUACCGGCAUUCUUCAUUCAUCCAUGUCAAACCAGAGAGGCAAUGGAGAAAUUCGACUGCCCGGCAAGUAAUUAUUUGAUGGUAUGGCUUGGCUUGAUAGGUGGUUGUGUGGGGCUAUGGAUGCCUCAUGAAAUAGCUCAGGAAGACCUGUAGAAAAGAGCUUUUGACGUUCUGUUUCCUCAAAGAGUUUCGUCUCCACUGAGCAUAUAAUACAUGGAUCCAGGAUAUCACAUAGAUAUUGAAGCUUCAUGUUUGCUCUGUGGACAUGCACCGACAAAACCAAUCACACGAUUGAAACAUUACCAGCUAG
Messenger RNA from Botrytis porri, 1523 nucleotides. RefSeq lists its product as uncharacterized. The coding region runs from base 626 to 1366 and encodes 246 amino acids. Gene Ontology annotation, molecular function: Atg12 transferase activity. Lineage: Eukaryota; Fungi; Ascomycota; Leotiomycetes; Helotiales; Sclerotiniaceae. Gene Ontology annotation, cellular component: intracellular anatomical structure. The record is from RefSeq and is a predicted model, not a curated record. Gene Ontology annotation, biological process: protein modification by small protein conjugation; protein lipidation; macroautophagy. The transcript is spliced from 3 exons.